Messenger RNA from Cotesia congregata, 3249 nucleotides. NCBI's taxonomy places the organism in Eukaryota, Metazoa, Arthropoda, Insecta, Hymenoptera, Braconidae. The record is from the annotation of a GenBank genome assembly.
AUGGGAAGAAGAAGAAAAGGCAAGCACGGAACUUACCAAGUGGCGGUGACUAUUAUCGAGGCUAAAUACUUAGCACAAAAUUCCAACCCGAUGGUAGUGGUAAAAGUCGGGCAUCAAAAGAAAAAAACCAUAAUAAGAAAUCGCACCGAUUCUCCUUAUUACAACGAAUAUUUUAUAUUUAAUUAUACGGGAGACUUUGAUACAUUUCUCCAUACCAGGAUUUCGAUAUCCGUAUACUUGAAGAGAUGUAUGAGGCUGAAAUUUCACGGGGGAAUAUUUUUUGAGGUUUCUACGGUUUGGGACCAACCAGAUCACGAGUAUUAUCACAAAUGGGCGAUGUUAACAAAUCCUAAAGAUCCUACGGGUAGUCCGAAAGGGUACGUCAAAUGUAACAUUGGAAUCAAUGCAAAGGGUGCGACUAUUCCGACUCAUCUAGAGACUGAUAACGAAGAAGACAUCGAAGGAAAUCUAUUGAUGCCAAUAGCGAAUUUUUGUGCGACAGGUCGUCAAAAGGCGCAUUAUAUAUUUACUGUAUUUCGAGCGGAUGGAUUACCAUGUAAAAAUACGAGUCAUUGCUGUGGGAACUCCGAUAACAUUGUUAAUCCUUUCAUUCAAAUAUCAUUCGCUGGAAUGAAAGGUGAAACGAGUUGUCACACCGAGAGUUACACUCCACGCUUCAACGAAAAAAUAAUAUUCACUGAAAUGUUUCCACCUUUAUCAUAUCGCGCUCGAAUUGCUUUAAAAGACAAAAUAGAUAGUUGCCGUUCAAAGACACUGGCAACCUUCACGCUCAACCUCGCCAAGUUAUCGAAUUCCGGUGAAUAUGGAUUUCUGCCAACAUAUGGGCCAUCCUUCAUUCAGUUUUACAACGGUACCAGCGAAGGUUCCGAAUGUUCGUGUGUAUCCAAGUGUGUAUCCAAUACGCGACCUAUUUAUCAAGGUAGAGUGCUUCUUUUUCUGAAAACAGAAAUUGAUGAUUCAGAAGCCCCUAUUUUUACUGGAGUGGAUUUUGAGCCAACGGCUCCAAUUAUUGAGGCAAAGUAUUUGCUGGUUGGAAUCGUGUACGGUGCCAACAUGAUCGACCGAUCGAGAUUCAUGAGGAAACCUAUUAGUUUUGAAAUAACUAUCGGGAAUGUUGGGAGUAACAUUUUUCCGUCUAAAAUGGAGACUUAUGAUCAGUUAUCGAAGCAAGUAAUACUCGACAAACGUCCUGCUUUCGUGAGCUCCACUGCGCCUAGAUUAACAGCCACGACAGAUGGCAAGUUUAAUUACCUUCCACUUGGAUCCAAUAAACCUUGCAUGUACGUUAAAUCCUGGUGGCCAAACUUGGAAUGGAGAGUGUCUAAUACCAACAGUCUUUCAUAUAUCGCCAACUUCCUCGAGGAUAUGCUAAGCGAAUUAGAAACACUAAUUGCCGUAGAAAAUGCAACGGCAUAUGAAACUUAUAACAGUGUAAUUGAGUCAUUAAAACGUUACUGUAUGGAAUACUUGUCUAUAUUGGAUACCGAUAUAUACUACGAGAAUGGCGGAACCACGAAAUUGGACAGGCACCGGAUUAAUCUGUGUCACUAUUGCAUACAAGAUAUAAUCACGAUGAUAAAUGUCAACGGCAAGCUUCUCAACAAUAAUUACAUCAAAAUAGCAAUGUUGCAUGCAUACAAGUAUCUGACAAGUAUAAGACAGAUUUCUGAAGACCCACAACAUUCAUUUCCGGAUGUUUUUAUUUGGAUGAUAGCUGGCAGUAAAUACGUGGCAUUAGCGCGUCUACCGACGUCGGAAAUUAUUUUCGCUGAGGACGAAAUGUCACGGGGAACCAAGUGUGGCCAGAGAAUAAAUUUAUUUAUGAAAGAUAUAACCGAUGGAUUUGUUGACGACAGUGUCGAUUACAGCGCGUGUAAUAUUGAAAUUUUUUUGUGGUUCGGAAAUGCUAAAUUUGCAUCUGCUUGCUGGAGUGCAAUCCCCCACGGAUAUGAUGUCGAGCACUCUGUAAACAUGGAAUUAUUUCCCAAGUCUCUCAACUAUACAACGAGCUCGAAAUUCCAACUGCGAGCUCACAUUUUCCAGGGGCGAUUUGACUCCGGCCUGGACGCGACGGGUUUAAUGGAUCCAUUUAUUCGCAUAAUAUUUCACGGAUACACAGUGACUACUCGAACAAUCAAGCAAAGUUUAGCUCCAGUCUGGGACGAGACAUUAGUAUUUCCCGGUAUUGAUCUGUAUGGGAUGAGAGAGAGUAUAAAGUCAAUGCCACCCCAAGUCAUAAUAGAGGCAUUCGAUUGGGAUUUCUGCGGGCCAAAGGAAUUCUUUGGCAGAUGUAUCGCAGUCCCAGUUGUUAAGUUUAAAGAAGAAACAUAUUCGCCCCCGGAAUUCCCCCCGACUUUAAUUUGGUACAAACUCGAGACUCAGUCCGAUUUCCAGGGAAGUGUUUUGGCAGCCUUUGAACUUAUUGAAAUAGGAGGUGACACUGAUAUUCUCCUGACUCCCUCGAAGGAAUCGAUAACAUAUAAUCUACCUCACGAUAUUCGCCCGGUGAUGAUAAGUCAUCGUCUGGAAGUUAUUUUCUGGGGAAUAAGGAACAUGAAAAAAAUUAAUUUCGCACGUGUUAAUAGACCUAGAGUCGUUGUAGAGUGCUCUGGAGUUCAAGUUAACAAAGAUCAAACGGAACAUGAAGAGGAAAAUUAUGAAGCAGAUGAAGACGAAAGUUAUGACUGGUGGAGCAAAUAUUUCGCGUCGCUCGAGGAAGAGCGGCAUCGGGAACUUGGAGAAAAUAAAAUACUCCCACCCGGACAGAAACCUAUUGCGACAUUUCGGAUCUACUCAAUGGAAUUAGAGAUGCAGCCAGAGUUCGAGCGUUUUCAAGAAAAGCUAACUACAUUCGAACUAUCACGAGGAAAAGACACCGGAUGCAAUGAGCAAGAUAAAAAAAACAUCUCCGCCAUCUGUCUUUUCGAGUGUCCCUUUCCACGGCCGCAAGUACCGAGUUGGGAAUGGCUGAGCGUUGAGGACUUGGCGCUCCGCCAAGGACACAUUUCGAUUUACCCUUGGUCUUUUUUGGAUAAAACUAAAUACAAAACCAAAAGUGGACGGGACGUGUCCUAUGGAUUUCUUUCGGAUUAUCCACCCCAAGAGCCGGUUAAACUUAUUGUGCGUCUCUAUGUCAUAAGAGCGAUUAAUUUACACCCUUGUGACCCACUCACUGGAAAGUCUGACCCAUAUUUGAUCAUGAAGCUUGGAAAAAAUCAUGAAAAUUAA